AGGGACAUUGCAUCUACAAUAACAUGCACACUGAUUCCUAAAUGCAGGGCAGAACAAAUACACAUUAGCGGGGGCUGGUGUACAAAUAUUGACCAGGAUGUGCCUAUGCAGCAGCUGUAUUGCUGCUUGGAUCUGAGCCUCUUCUGUUACGAUAUGGGUGGAAACCAGCUGCUGCAUCUAACCAAAGCCCACAAGAGCAACAUCCUCUCCUGUAUCUACUGCCCCUACAUCAAAGUUCUGAUUACAUCAUCUAUAGACUUAAAAAUAAAGGCUUGGAGUAGGCAAGGAUUUUUGAUCCAUGUGUUUCUUGGUCACCCUGUGACAAGUCUCCUGCGACACCCAGAAACAGAAUCAUUUUUCCUCUCUGGGUCUUUGGAUGGGACAGUCAGAUUUUGGUCUUUGGAUACCAUGGAGCAGCUUUAUUGCCUGGCUGUGUUUGAGGAGGGUAUUCAGGAGUUGGGACUGACUGAGGAUAAGCUCCUGUACUGCUGGUCCACCAGGAGGAUUCACCUGUAUAACCUGAACCAUUUUGUCGAGUUCUGGAGCCCACUGCACUACCAGGUGUCUUCACUCAGUCUCUGUAGGGCAAAGAGCAAGACCACCAGAGUGCUGGCAUUAGGAGAUGCAAAUAGCAUCCAGAUCCUAUCCAGGUUGGACGGUACUAAGCUGUGCAUUGUGCCACCACCCCCCUUUGUCUCUCCAAUUCAAAAAGCACCCAACUUUGUGUACAGCAGAGAAAGCGGGAUAAUCGUUGUGCUUCUCAGCUCAUGGGAGGGGUGGGUCUAUACUGCCAGAACUGAUCCGGCCUGCAGAGUAGCAUUCUGGGAUAUACGAGACUUACAACACCAAGCGGAAGUUUAUGAAAGAAAACAUGCAAAGCUGGUUGAAAGAAAGAAGUCAAUACUUCACUGCACUGUGAAUGUGAGUUAUGGAAAGUCACUGAUGUGGGAGUGUUCCGCUGUAGGCUGCCUCUCUUCUCCAGUGUGCUAUUUGUCUGAUGAAGGCAUUGUGUGCCCAGACACACAGGAAUUCAUUCUGUGUGGAAUGCAGGUAAAAAAACAAAAUGACAACAAUGUGUAA
Molecule: messenger RNA, 1080 nt
Organism: Acipenser ruthenus (sterlet)
Lineage: Eukaryota; Metazoa; Chordata; Actinopteri; Acipenseriformes; Acipenseridae
Exons: 6
Coding region: 106-1080 (324 amino acids)
Molecular function (GO): protein binding
Source: RefSeq, a predicted model, not a curated record